CCUCCGAUUUCAUUCCUGUAAACAUUGUGUUUGGAUUUAAGAAAGUAAUUGCUUUUUUCUGAGAUCUACUAAAGUAAGAUUUAUAUAAAAUAUUUGAUUAAUAAAAUUGUUCUUUUCUAAAAACAAUUUUAAAUAAACAUAAAUAAUAUAUAAAUAAUGUGUGAUUUUCACGGAUAUCUAUGCAGUAUGGACAUGGUAGUCCUGGUUGGACAAUCAAUAAUUUGUUAAAUAAUUGUAACAAUCUUGAUGUUUUACCAUGGAACAAAUAGAUGAAAUACAGAGUGAUAUUAAUAAAACAGAAUUAUCAUUAACAGUAGAUAUACCUUCUUCAUUAGUAUCAAAAUCAAAUAUUGAUCAUGUACACAAUGAAGAGAAUAUUCCUGAAAAUCAAGAAAAUUUGCAAGAAUGUACGAAUAAUAUAAUUCAAAAUGUUUUGUCAAGAAAUGAAUAUGAUAUAAUAGAUUCAAGUAAAGAAAUUGAAAAUAAAAAAAGUAAAAUAACAGAAAACAUAAAGAAUGUUAUAAUUAAUGAAGAAAAACAAGAAAUAAUAAAUGACAUACAAAUUGAUAAUAAUCAAUAUAUAAAAAAUGAAGAAUAUAAAGAAAAUCAAACAGAAAAAAAUGAAAGUAAUUUAAAAUGUGUAGAAGACAAAUCUUUGAAUAAGGAAAAUACAAACAAUGUUGAAGUAUUCAAGAAUGAAGAUGAACAAAAUUAUGAAAAACACAAUGUUUGUACAGUUUUAAACAUAGAUACAGUUGAUGAUAGUAAUGUUCAAUGUCAAGCAUUAAUUAAAACACUUAGUGAGACAUUUGAUAAUAAUAAAGAUCAAACUUUGCAUGUCACAAAUACAGAUGCAGAUUUGUCCAAAUUAGUUGAUGGUAAUUCAGAAGUGAUGGUAGUAACUGUAGAAAGUACAGAAGAAAAUAUUGUUUUAACUGUACAUAAAAAGGAUGAUACCAUAAAUUCCGAUGAAAAUGAUGUUUCUAGGGAACAAAAAGAAAUAAAGAAAACUGAAAUUGUAAAUGAAGAAUUUAAUUUAAUAGAUUAUACUCAAGAAAGUGAUGGAACUAUUAUUGAAGUCAUUUCAACAGAAAUUGUAGAUUCAGAAAUUUCUGAAGCUUGUGUUCAACAAGAUAAUAAAGAAGUUUCAAAUCAUAUUGCUUUAGAAAAAAAUUCUAUAAAUUCUACUACUUCAGAAGUAAUUAAUAAUUCAGAAACUGUAGAUAUUAACUUUGAAACAGAAAAAAUAAAGGAAGAGAAUAAAAAUGUUGGAAAAAAAUAUGAUGAUCAAGUAAAAACAAAUAGCAAUGGCAAGACUGAAUAUUAUGAUAGUUUACAUAAAAUUAAUGUAGAAGAAGAAGUUAUUCAUAAUGAAGUCAUUUCAUCUACACAUGUUAGUAAUAUAGAAGAAGAAAGUAUAUCUACAAAUGAAACAAAUAAAAUAGAUACAACUAGAAAGAAAAGAAGUGUAAUUCAAGAUAUUUUUGAUGAUUGGGGUGAUGAAAAUGCAGAAGAUGAUCAUCAAUUAGUAUCUAAAACACCAGAUACUGUGGAAAUUGAAUUAAAAAGUUUAUUAAAUGAGACAAAAACACAAGCAAUAGAAGAAAACACAGUUGUAGUAGUUGAAGAAGAAAUAACAUGCAUUGAAAAAAAACCAGAUACAAAUGUUGAGAAAGCUAUAGAAAUUAUUAAAGAAAAUGAGGAAAUACAAAUAUCAGAAAAACAAUCAGAUAAAAAUCAAGUUAUAAAAAAAGAACAAGAUAAUAUAAAAUUAUCACUUAAAGAUCAAGUAAAUUAUUUUGUACCACAAGCUGUGGGAAUGUCUGUAAAAAAUACAACACACGAAACAGUUGUACUUAAUCAAACUUCAUCAUCACAGACACAAAUUACGCCUAUUAAUCGUGGUCGUAGUUUAACCAAUCAAAUAGCUUCAUCAGCUGAAAUAACAGAAGCGUUAAAAGAACGACUUCGUGAGAAACAAAAAAUAGUAGAAGCACCACCGCGACCUGAUAUAUUUUUUGUUAAGAAAUUAACACAGAGAUUGUCAAGCAAAUUAGUAGGUAGUCCAGGAAGUUCUUUACCAGCACUUAUACCAUUACCUCAACCUAAUGUUCAAUCACUUAUUCAUUGUGAUAAAAAUUUAUCAGAUAAUACAGAAACUAAUAAAGAAAGCAAUUCUGAUAAUAAAGAGUUGUUAGAAAUAUUGGAAGGUGAUGUUGAUCCUGAUUGGUCUAAUUUGAAACCACCAAUUUUAACAGAGGAAGGAAAACGUCCAGUAAAAAUUGAACAAAGUGGUUAUAAUACUCCACCAAAACUUGAUCCCUUAGUUGAAAGAGAACUAGCAUUAAAACAACUUUUAGAAUUACCUGUUACACCAAUCAAAAGAAAUACACAGAAAAUUUCUAAAAAGAAAACAAUGAAAUCUACAUCUAAUAAAAAUUCUAAAGAAAUAAAAAAAAAAAAUGAACAUAACACAGAAAGAAAAUUUAUUAAUAUUGAUUUAAUAAAUGAAAAUAAUUUUAUAAAAGAUACAAAAUCUAAUCUUUCUACAUCUUCUUUGAUUAUUGACUCCCAUAUUUCAGAAAAAAAAACAGAUGUUCAAGAUGUACGAAUAGAUGAAUCAAGAUCAGGUAGAAAACGAAAACUUACAGAAAAAGCUAGAGAACAUGAACAACAACAGAAUAUUGUAAAACGUCAAAAAGUAUAUAAAGGUAAAGUUUCAUUGAAUAAAAAGCAAUCGCAAGAAAAUGAACCACAAGUCCCAGUUGAUACUAAUUUAUCAACUGAAGAUCAUGUAUCUAAAGAAACUACGUUACUUGUUAAUGAUGAAGUUCAUGUCACAAUAACAGAUGAAGUAAUGAAUAAACAAAUCACAAAUAAUAAUAAAGUUGGUCCAUCAUUAAAUAAACUUGAUAAUAUAUCUUUAAAGCCUUCAAGACAAAAUCUGAACAAAAAGGGAUCACAACCUAUUGCUAAACGAAAUAUAGUAGUAAAAAAGAUAUUAAAACAAAACAUACCUUCCAAUAAAAAAACUCCUGCUUUAAAAGCUAAAUUAAAUACAUCAAAGAAAUCAGGACCAAAAUCAAAACGAUCUACAGAAAAUAAUGGAGAUUCUAAACCAAAAAAGAAAAUUAUUAAUGAAAUAGAUAGAUUGCUUCAAGAUGAAGGUGUUGUUAAUUUAUUAUAUGAUGUAGAACAACCAGAUAAAAAACGAUUAAUUCCCAUUACUAAAUCUCAAGCAAAAGUCAUGGAUAUACAGAAAGUACAGCGUGAACUUAAACUUAGAAAAAAAUUGGUACGUAAUGCUGUUUUGAGAUUACGUACUUCGACAGGAAGCGUAUCAAAAGUUUCUCCAAGAUCCAAAAGAGCUUCUAUAUAUUUAAAUGAUAUGCAGAUAGAUAAGAAAAUUGGAGAUCAAGUAGUAUCAACGAAACAAAUAAAUUUAACAUCUCAAGAAUUUAUCUUACCUGCAAAGAUAAGAAAUGCAGCAGAUGCAUCUAUUAUAAUUAGGAGACAUUCAUCUAGUUCAUUUUCCAGUGCAUCUGGAAGUCCUAGAGUUAGUAUUGAUAGUUCAGAAAAAAAUGAAGGAAUCAAAGUUGAUGAAACCUCUCAUUCUUUGAGAUCUACAAAAAGACGACAUUCACAAGAUGAAAAAAUAAAUCUAAAAAAAAAUAAAAAAAAAACUAUACAAAAAAAUGAUACAGGAAUAGAUUUUGUUGACACUGAAGAGGAUAAAAUAUUUCUUCCUGGACGUCUUAAAAAAUUAGAUUCAAAAAAAACUGAUAAAAAUUCAAAACCACAAGAAAUAGAUGAAACUAAUAAUGGUUUAGGAAAAGUUAUUACACGAUCAAAUGGUACAGCUACAUGUAAAGUAACAUCAAAGACAAAAAAAACUGCAAAAAGUAAAGUUACAUUUGCCAAAGCAAAUGAACCAGAUGAUAAUGAAGAAUUUUCCAAAGAAGAAGAUGAACUUUCAGCCUGUCUUGCAGAAGCUGCAAAUGCUCUAUCAGUAGUAAAUGCUGGAAGUCGAUCUGCAAAUUCAACAACAAAUCGCAAAAAUAAAGUAAAUGUAAAUAUUACUAAAAUGCAAGAAAUGGAUAAUAACAAAAUAAAAAUAGAAACUCGAAGUCAAUUUAGUAAUAAAGAAAUAAAUGUACGUCGACACGGAAAUCUUGUUCAAUUAAUACUUACACCAUCAUCUUCAACAAAAAUAAGAAAUGCUCUUACUAUACAGGUGAUGCAAGAAUUUCGCGAAAUAUUAUCUAUUCUAAAAAAAGAUGAUGAUUGCAGAGUUGUUUUAUUAACAUCUACAGGUAGUAGUUUUUGCGAAGGUCUUGAAUUAUCUAUGUUGUUACAUACAAAUAAAGAAGAACGACGGAUUCAUGCCCAAGAAAUGGCGGAUGCUGUUAAAGAUUUUAUUAAAAGCUUAGCAUCAUUUAACAAACCUAUCGUUGCUGGAGUUCAAGGAGCUGCAGUUGGACUGGGGGUAACAAUGUUGCCUUUAUUUGAUCUUGUGAUAGCUAGUGAUAAAGCCACAUUCAGUACACCUUAUGGUAAAUUAGGACAAAUUGCUGAAGGUGCUGCUGUAUUUACUUUAUUACAUAUAUUAGGAAGUGCAAUUGCAAGUGAAUUAUUAUUAGGUGGAAGAACUCUAACAGCUAGUGAGGCAUUAAGAGCUGGUCUUGUUACUCGAGUUUUGUGGCCUGAUAAAUUUCAAGUUGAAUUAUUACCAACUUUAAAAGCUAUGAGUGAACAAUCCUCACAGUCUAUGGAAGCUACAAAAGCAUUAUUACGUCACAGUUUGCGAAAAAAAUUGGACGCGGCAUUAGAAUCAGAAACAUAUUUGCUAAUUCAGCAUUGGUGUUCUGUAGAAUGUCAAACUGCCAUGAAGGCAUACAUUGAUGGAAAAGUCCAAUAAAUAUUGAAAUGAUGCCCAAUGAUUUUGAAUGGAAGUACUAACGUCAUAUUCCAACACACCUAGUAUUAUAAAUUGGAUUCGAAGAUUAGUAACAAGAUAAUUAGUUUGGAAAACAUUAACGUGAAAAAAGAAGUCACAGCUGGUGUAUCAUUUAACAUCAAUCACGCACGAUUAUUUUAAAAAUAUAAAAUCAAUUAUUCAAAUGGAACUAUUUUAAUAUUAAAUGAUUUAGAUUUAUAAAUUUACAUACGCGAUUACAUACAGAAUGAGAUAUUUCGUAUUAUCGUUUUGAAUAAUUUUUAAAUUAUGCUUUAUAUUAAAAAAUAUUUAAUUUGUUAGAAAAUCAAAUAUAAGAAGAAGAAAAGAAAAUAUAAAAGAU
Apis laboriosa (Himalayan honeybee) is the source of this 5297-nucleotide messenger RNA. RefSeq lists its product as uncharacterized. Bases 257 to 4918 code for a protein of 1553 amino acids. The transcript is spliced from 8 exons. NCBI's taxonomy places the organism in Eukaryota, Metazoa, Arthropoda, Insecta, Hymenoptera, Apidae. The record is from RefSeq and is a predicted model, not a curated record.